AUGAGGCGAGGUGGGGGCCAGGCGGGGCCCCGGUGCGGGGCGCCAGUGCAGGGGGCCAGGCGGGGCCCCGGUGCGGGCCGGCCCUCACGGCUGUGUCCCCCCUCACCUGCGCAGACGUGUCCCGGCCGCGGCGAGGUCCUGGAGCUCUACAGCCGAGGCUUCCUGACCAUCGAGCCCAUCAGCCUGCUGCCCCCGCCAGCCGUCGUGAACUACAUCUUCCUGCUGCUCUGCCUGUGCGGGCUGGCGGGCAACGGGCUGGUGCUCUGGUUCUUCGGCUUCUGCAUCAAGAGGAGCCCCUUCUCCACCUACUUCCUGCACCUGGCGGGCGCCGACGCGGGCUACCUCUUCAGCAAGGCCGUGUUCUCCGUCCUAAACGCCGGGGGCUUCCUGGGCGCCUUCGCCGACUACGUCCGGGCCGUGUGCAGGGUCGCGGGCCUGUGCACGCUGGUGGCCAGCGUGGGCCUCCUGCCGGCCACCAGCUUCGAGCGCUGCGCGUCCGUGCUCCUCCCGGCCUGGUUCUGGCGCCGGCGGCCCCGGCGCCUGUCGGCCGUGGUGUGCGCCCUGCUCUGGGCCCUGGCCCUCCUGGUCACCGGCAUCCACCACUACUUCUGCGUCUUCCUGGAGCGGCAGGCCGCGGGCAGCGCCUGCAGGCACAUGGACACCUUCCUGGGCGUCCUGCUGUUCCUGGUCUUCUGCCCGCUCAUGCUGCUGCCCUGCCUGGCGCUCGUCCUGCACGAGGAGUGCGGGGCCCGGCGGCGCCAGCGCUCGGCCAAGCUCAACCACGUGGUCCUGGCCACGGACUCCGUGUUCCUCGUGUCCUCCAUCUACCUGGGGAUCGACUGGUUCCUCUUCUGGGCCUUCCAGAUCCCGGCGCCCUUCCCCGAGUACGUCACGGACCUGUGCCUGUGCGUCAACAGCAGCGCCAAGCCCGUGGUCUACUUCCUGGCCGGCAGGGACAAGUCGCAGCGGCUGUGGGAGCCGCUCAGGGUGGUCUUCCAGCGGGCCCUGCGGGACGGCGCCGAGCUGGGGGAGGCGGGGCCGGCCACGCCCAACACGGUCGCCGUGGAGAUGCAGUGCCCCCCGGGGAACGCCUCCUGAGCCCCUUCCGCUGGACACAGGGACAGGCCCGGGGCCCGCGGGCCGUGUUCCUGCUGGCCAGCCCAGUCCCGCGCACCGCCUGACCCCUUGGUCAGCCCCCUGAACGCCACAAGGCCUGCACCACCCAGCAGCCCCCCGCCUGCUGCGAGACCCCGCGCUCUCUGUCCCUCCGAGGGGACACGGGCAGAGCUGACCUCAUGGUGCUACCUGGGACGGGUGCCCCUUAACCUGCCUCGCAGCUCGGUCUCUACGAGCCACGUCCCUGCCCCCGUGACCAAAACCGAAGUGACUGACGGGCGUUCCCGGCCCAGCGCGCGCUGAGACAGGGAGGAAGCCGCGGCCGCAGAGGGGGCUCUCCUCUGAACCCCGGCUUCUGCCGGCCGCUCCUGGAGCCCGAGCCUGGCCCGGCUGCUGCCCGCCUGGCCCCAGGCUCCUGCGCACCCGCUGGGGGCCUCUGGCCCAGAGCCCCCCAAAAUGGGCUCUGGCUCAGGCCCGGCCCCUGGCCACCAGCCAGCACGGCGCCCAGCACAGCCAGGGGACGUCUGACGUACCCCAAUAAACGCUUCC
Molecule: messenger RNA, 1665 nt
Organism: Condylura cristata (star-nosed mole)
Lineage: Eukaryota; Metazoa; Chordata; Mammalia; Eulipotyphla; Talpidae
Gene: MRGPRF
Product: MAS-related GPR, member F
Exons: 1
Coding region: 1-1098 (365 amino acids)
Biological process (GO): G protein-coupled receptor signaling pathway
Cellular component (GO): membrane
Molecular function (GO): G protein-coupled receptor activity
Source: RefSeq, a predicted model, not a curated record